AUGAUAAGCUCAAAAAUUCAAAAGGCAGUCAAUUUUAUGCAUUUUCAUAGACGCCGUAUUUUGGUUGGUGCUGCAUUCACAGCGACUUAUGGCUUUUGCUGCAAAUAAUCAAUUAAUAGCAAAAAUGAAAUAUUUAGGAUGGGAGUAGCAGGAUCAUUAGCUAAUGUGAUGGUUGAGGCAGGAUUUCACUUUAUUGAUACGAUCAAUGUCAGAGCUAAAGUGCAUGAAUCAAAUAUUUCGAUGAUGAGCAUGGUUAGAAAGAUUUAUGUCAAAGAAGGAGUAUAUGGAUUUCUGAAGGGAUUCUCAGCAUGCUAUUAUGGAUCUGUAGCAUGUGGAUUUAUCUAUUUCUCACUUUACAAGCUGUUUAAGAUCUAUUUUAAAGACUUUUUCGGAGAAACCUAUAAUAUCGCCUGGACCUAUUUUAUGGCUUCAUUUGUAGCAGAAUUCUUUACCCUUAUUGUAUAUUAUCCCUAUGACUUGGUCAAAUGCAGAUUGUAGUCGAAGAAUUAUGUUUUUAAGUAUAGGAAUAUCCCUCACGCAUUUAGUAAAGAAAUAUAGUAAGGGUCAAUUGCUAGUUUAUAUAAGGGCUCGCUCCCAUUCCUUCUAACUUAUUGCUCAUGUGUAUCACUACAAUUCACUAUCUAUGAAUAUAUGAUGGCGAGGGAUAAGAUUUUAUACGGAGAAAAUUUUAAGGAUCAUGAGUUUUCCUCAAAUAUGAAAGCUUCAUUUAUAGGAGGUGCUGUAGGAAGUGGAAUUACUAAUUGCUUAGAUGUUAUCACAAUUAACAAGCAGGCAAAUCCUGACUUAAAUAUUCGAGAACUAAUUUAGAAGGAGAGAUUUGGGUUGUUCACCAAAGGAAUAAUGGCUAGAGUUCAAUACAACAGCUUGCAGUCAAUAGUGUUUUUCAAUCUUGUAAUGUUUAUCGGGAAAAUAUAUAAUGUUGAAUUAUCUGACGAUUGA
Stylonychia lemnae is the source of this 960-nucleotide messenger RNA. The record is from the annotation of a GenBank genome assembly. NCBI's taxonomy places the organism in Eukaryota, Ciliophora, Spirotrichea, Sporadotrichida, Oxytrichidae.